AUGAAACAAAAGCACAAAAGAUCAUUCAAGGGUUGCUGGACGUGUCGACGACGUCGUGUCCGAUGCAAUUUAGUCCAACCGGUAUGCGGGCACUGCUCAAGACUACAAUUAGAAUGUGGAUAUGGAAUCAAAUUGACAUGGUUUUCUACCCAAUUUCUAUCCAACAAUAAUGAUCAUAAUGAGCUAGCUUCUUUAAACGACAUUGUUAAUGAGGGCUUGGAACCUGAAAAAUAUUAUACUGUAAAACUUGUGGAAUUGAAAAAGCAGAAUGCAGAGCGAAGCAGAUCGAUGAUCGAUUUUGCAGAAUGGAAGAAACCAUAUACAGAUUAUGAUGCUUUGGAUGCCGAUAUUGAUAUUGAUAUAGAGAUCCCUUCUGUGAAUGAAAAUAGCUUGUUUGUUGUAACUUCCAAAUUUCAAGGCCCAUUUGGAAUUUUUUCAAUACCCAUUUCCUCAAAAACUGAAGAAUCGAUAGCGAAUCUGCAACCAGCUAACUUAGCUUUCAAAAAUUCUCUGAAAGAAAUUCUUCAUGAUCGUAUGAACAACUAUGCUCCUUUGAGGGCCGUGAAUGAUUGUUCACUGAGCCAGGAUAGAGGGUCUAUAGAAUGUGUUAACUGGCUAGACUUCUCACUUGUGCCAUUUUUUGCAAUUUAUCAAAGCUAUCGCCAAAACAAGCUUGCUAAAAAAGAGCAAAUUGACUUGAAUGAUCCAAUGGUGACAACUUCAAUCCUGGAAAUCAAACAGAAUUUAAUUUCAUGUGGGUUGUUGGAUCCUGGCCUUAAUGUGAGUGAGCAAUACAUCAAUAAACUUACAGCUAAUUUCGCUAAUAAUAUUCUAGACAAGUUCAGUAACUUUGAAAACGGGGGUCACAAUUUGUGGCAAGCUUAUAUUUGGCCAAAAGAAUUGAAAAUAAUUCUUGAGCAGUUCCUGAUUUCAGAAAAGAAUUGGAUUGAAAUAGUGCUCUCAUUACUUGAGAACGGAUCCUUUGUCACAGAAAAGGAAGAAUUGGAUGUCAAAAAUUUUUCUGAGGAGGAAAUCGUUAGCUAUAUCAAGGAAUUGACAUUCCUUGUUCAAUCAUGUCUAGUUUUUCAAAUUUUGGUAAUUUCUAGUUUCCAUUUGGGUCAUUCACAGCAAGAUCAAAUCGCCUCAUUGAUGAUGGCUUCUACAAAUUUGAAUUGUUUGGUCGACAAGCUUGGUGAACCAUUACUCAAAAAAAUCUCAAGAUUUGUGCUGCAAGUCGAAAAAAAUUGUUCUAAUAACCUACAACAUAUCCAAAAAUUAAUAAAUGAAUUACUAAACCAAAGCUUGCUUCGAAUAAUAUUAAAGAUACAAAUUGAUUGUGUUCUUGGGACAUGCUGCCGUCUAUCAGAACUAUUUAAUUUGGGCCAAUUAUUAGUUGAAAAUAUUUACACGCUCCAUGAUAUGGAACUCUCGGUGCUGAAUCUCGGCCGUUUCAAUAGUGUUAUAGAAGGUUUAAAAUCAUCUGAUUGCCAUGAUAAAGAUAAACAGUCUUCAUUUUUCAUUGCUCUAUAUUUUCAAAUCCUUAGAAUAUUCCAUUCCAUUACUACAGUCCAUGAUUUAAAUGGAUUUGAUCCAGAAAAGGAAUUCAACCCAACAGGAGCUCACAGUACAAAACCUUUUGUCGACGAAGUUCAACCCUUAUUUCAUAGUCAAAUAAAAGUAUUGCCCAAAUUUUCGGAAAUUCGCCUUACCGACUCAAGCAAUAUUACUGAUAAAGAUGGUGAAUCACAAGACAAUGAUAAUUUUCAAAGCGCAAAUAUUCCCCUCACUUUGCAGAAGAAUAUUAAUUCAGAUGGCGCAAGCAUAUACCGUAAUACAAACGAUGGAAAGAAUUUUGAUAUUCAUUAUGACUAUGAAUUUAAUGAUGAAGAAGACCCUCCUCCUCCAGCGUUUGAAGUCAUUUUCAAUUACCAAGGAGAAAAUGGGGCUGUCAUUGAUGGAUAUGGUGGAAAAGAAAUUAAAAAUGGGAAACACGAGAAAUUUGAGGAUACCAGACAAGAUGAUAAUCCACAAUCAAAACUAGAAUUGAAUCGGCCGAAAUCCAAGAUUACACUAAUGGAGCUUUCACUUGGAUUGCCUAUUUCUUUGAUCCUUCUUCUUGAACGAAUUACUUCACUUAUUAAGCAUCAAUAUUAUCUGCAUCUCCAUGAUGUUCAUCUUGUUGGAUUUUCAAAACAGUGCGCCGAUGUAGAAGAUCAGCUAUUGACUUGGAAGCUUUCUUGGGGACUAUAUGAAUCAACCACUACUGGCGCUACUGGAAUGGUGAAAAGAAGGUUUAUAAGUUUCAACCAUGAGAUGCUAUAUCACCAUAGCAAAGCAUUUCAUCACUCAUUGAUCAUUUACUAUUUUAGUAACAUCAAAGAUGUUCCCCCGCAAUUCUUACAGCUUGAGGCACAAAAGGUGGUGCAGCACUUGAAUUAUUUGAAAUACGCAUUGAAAGAUAAUAAUGCAACCGAACUUAAUAUUCCAUAUGAAGAUCUGCAGUUAGGAAGUAUCCACAAAAAUGAGUCCGUCCCAAAAUUUUCAUCCUUCCGUCCCAACUUUUUCAUAAUGUUGAUUACAUCUUUUGAAAUUUUGUCGCCAGAGCUUCGGUCAACCCUUAAACAUCAGUUCUUUCAGUUUUAUGAAGAUAAGUAUUUGUCAGGGUCAUUGAUUAAUCAAUGGAGGCCAAAGCAGGCGAUAUACGAGGUUUGGAGGCUAAGGACACUUUUAGGCGAAGAAGAAGUUAAUUGGCUUGAAGUGAUCAAAGAAUUAGGGUAUGAAAUGUUAAUCUUUUGA
This is a messenger RNA of Saccharomycopsis crataegensis, 2796 nucleotides long. RefSeq names its product Zn(II)2Cys6 transcription factor. The transcript has a single exon. Lineage: Eukaryota; Fungi; Ascomycota; Saccharomycetes; Ascoideales; Saccharomycopsidaceae. Bases 1 to 2796 code for a protein of 931 amino acids. The record is from RefSeq and is a predicted model, not a curated record. Gene Ontology annotation, biological process: positive regulation of transcription by RNA polymerase II. Gene Ontology annotation, molecular function: DNA-binding transcription factor activity, RNA polymerase II-specific; transcription cis-regulatory region binding; zinc ion binding. Gene Ontology annotation, cellular component: nucleus.